AACGGCGCACGGCGCGGGCGUCCCCAGCCGCUGCUCCCGACCGCGCCUGUCCGCUCGCGCGCCCACCCCGCCGCCAGAAUGCCGAACUGGGGAGGAGGCAAGAAGUGUGGGGUGUGCCAGAAGACGGUGUACUUCGCCGAGGAGGUGCAAUGUGAAGGCCACAGCUUUCAUAAAUCCUGCUUCCUGUGUAUGGUGUGCAAGAAGAAUCUGGACAGCACUACCGUGGCCGUGCAUGGAGAGGAGAUCUACUGCAAGUCCUGCUAUGGCAAGAAGUAUGGGCCCAAAGGCUACGGCUAUGGGCAGGGUGCAGGCACACUGAGCACCGACAAGGGGGAGUCGCUGGGCAUCAAGCAAGAGGAGGCUCCAGGCCACAGGCCCACCACCAACCCCAAUGCAUCCAAGUUUGCCCAGAAGGUUGGUGGCUCUGAGCGCUGUCCCCGCUGCAGCCAGGCAGUCUAUGCUGCGGAGAAGGUGAUCGGCGCCGGGAAGUCCUGGCACAAGUCCUGCUUCCGCUGUGCCAAGUGCGGCAAAGGCCUUGAGUCCACCACCCUGGCAGACAAGGAUGGCGAGAUUUACUGCAAAGGAUGCUAUGCUAAAAACUUUGGACCCAAGGGUUUUGGCUUUGGACAAGGAGCUGGGGCCUUGGUCCACUCCGAGUGAGGCUACCACUGACCAGUACACCCUGCCUGCUCCUGUGCUUUUUGUCGCUGCCAUCCCCUCCCUAGCAGCCUCGCCAACCUCCAGGAUUCUCCAUCAAACGCCCCUCACCCCACCCCAGCCCUGUCACCCAUCACUCACGACAUGAACUUGGGCUUCUGGUUCCCUUUGUCUGGAAAUCUACCUGCUGUCCCACCCCACCCAGGGGCUACCCUGUCUGGCAUCUGUCACCUUCUCCAGUAGGGGACCUCUGCAUUUCAAGUU
Messenger RNA from Ochotona curzoniae (black-lipped pika), 921 nucleotides. RefSeq names its product cysteine and glycine rich protein 1 (gene CSRP1). The transcript has 6 exons. The coding region runs from base 79 to 660 and encodes 193 amino acids. The record is from RefSeq and is a predicted model, not a curated record. NCBI's taxonomy places the organism in Eukaryota, Metazoa, Chordata, Mammalia, Lagomorpha, Ochotonidae. Gene Ontology annotation, biological process: muscle tissue development; sarcomere organization. Gene Ontology annotation, cellular component: Z disc; nucleus; cytoplasm. Gene Ontology annotation, molecular function: structural constituent of muscle; actinin binding.